AUGGCAAUCCUUGUACGCCUCUUCUUCGCCCUCUUUGUCGUCUCCGUCUACUUCUUCCGCGUACGCCUGCGCCUGAGCCACAUCCCUGGCCCGUUCCUCGCUUCUCUGACAAACAUUAACCGUCGACAAUGGGUGACGACUGGUAGAGCCCACACGAUUCACACCGAGUUGCAUCGCCAGUAUGGCAAGGUCGUGCGCGCUGGCCCAAAUACCGUCUUUGUAUCCGACCCGGCUGCUAUACCAGCCAUCUAUCGGUUCAACGAGCCAUACCAGAAGUCCGAGUUCUACGACGCUCUGAUGCCCUAUGUUCGCGGCAAGAGCAUCCCCGACGUCUUCGCCACCAGAGACGAGCAUAUCCAUCGGACAAUGAAGCAACCCAUUGCAGCCAUCUACUCCAUGUCAAACCUCGUCUCGUUUGAGCCGUAUGUCAAAUCAACGAUCGAGUAUUUCUUCUCGCGGCUUGACAGUCUUUUCGUCGAGACUGGCAAGGUCUGUAAUUUCGGCCUCUGGCUGCAUCUUUUCGCGUCGGAUGUGAUGGGCGAGAUCACAUUCUCCAGACGACUCGGUUUCCUGGAGACCGGGGGCGAUAUGGAGAACGUCAUGGCGAACAACUGGAAAUUCUUCGUUCAGGCCGCUCCGGCGACGCAGAUGCCCUGGCUCGACUACUUCUGGAAACGGAACCCCCUGCUUCCAGGCAGUGUCAAACCGAACAAGGUCAUUGAGUUUGGCGUCGCACGGAUUCAAGAACGACUUCACUUGUCGGAAAAGCAUCCAGAUCAUGUGAACAGCAGGGAUUUUCUCUCGCGGUUCAUUGCAGCCAAGGAGAAGAACAGCCAGAUCGGGCCGGAUGCUAUCAUGACCUGGGCCAACUCCAACAUCCAAGCCGGGAGCGACACAACCGCCAUUCUCCUCAGCGCACUCUUUUAUCACCUCCUCAAGAACCCAACGAGUCUGGCGGCACUGUGCACUGAGAUCGACGCCGCCGCCAAGAGGGGCUGUUUAUCCUCCAUUCUGACGUGGAAAGAAACGCGCGAUCUGCCGUACCUCGAUGCCUGCGUGAAAGAAGCGGCCAGACUACACCCACCCAUCAGUCUCCCCCUCGAGCGAGUUAUCCCGGAAUCCGGGACUGUAAUCGGCGGAUUCAAGAUCCCUGGUGGGACGAGGGUCGCGAUGAAUCCGUGGGCUGUGCAUCGUGACCGUGACGUAUUCGGUGCAGACGCAGAUACCUGGAGACCAGAACGAUGGCUAGAGGGGGAGGAGAAGGCCAAGACGCUGUACAACUCGUUGCUGACGUUCGGCGGAGGCCACCGCUCCUGCCUAGGGAAGAACAUCUCCUACCUUGAAAUUUACAAGCUGGUGCCGUCGAUAUUGCUGCGCUAUGAGAUUGGACUGGCUGAGCCGGAGAAGGAGUGGCACUUGGAGAACCGGUGGUUUGUGAUGCCUUCAAGGUUCUACGUUAGGCUGAAGGCAAGAAACGGGGUGACUAAACUAUGA
Molecule: messenger RNA, 1494 nt
Organism: Aspergillus nidulans FGSC A4
Lineage: Eukaryota; Fungi; Ascomycota; Eurotiomycetes; Eurotiales; Aspergillaceae
Product: protein CYP5077A1
Exons: 6
Coding region: 1-1494 (497 amino acids)
Biological process (GO): secondary metabolite biosynthetic process
Cellular component (GO): membrane
Molecular function (GO): oxidoreductase activity, acting on paired donors, with incorporation or reduction of molecular oxygen; heme binding; monooxygenase activity
Source: RefSeq, a predicted model, not a curated record